GCGACUGAGAGCGGGCAGCAAUAAUGCGCCAAGGCACAGGAGCGGCACGGCAGUAAUGGCCGCGUGGUGCCAGUAGCAGGCAGCAUCAGCGGCACUGCAGUGGUGCACUGGUCAUACUUCCAGCCCACGCCCUCCCUUGCUCCCUCCCCUUCACCUCAAGCCUCCGAAUCUCGCGAAGCGGCGGCACUCAUUGGCCGGCAGCGCCGCACGGUGCGCAGACCCGUUUCCGGCCGGCGUCAGGUGGCCGGCGUGAUCUGUGGCGGCGAGGGCGGGGUGAGGUGGCGCGGCGGCGCGAUGAGGUGGCUCAAGUCGUUGGUUGGGCUGAGGAAGGCGGAGAGGCAGCAGCGGCGCAAGGAGGAUGGCGACGCCGGGCGAAUUAAAAGGGAUGCCAUCGAUCAGUUUCACUGCCAGGAUCACGGCAGCCUUGCCGCGCCAGAAGAGUUCCCUGAUGGAAAUGGCCCGUCAGAUGGCGAUUGCGACGCCAGGCCUUCAUGCUCAGCACCCGGUUUCAGUAUAGUGCCACUGCCUCAAACAGAAGAGGAGCUCAAAGAGAUCUGGGCUUCCACAGUUAUUCAGACUGCAUAUAGAGCCCUCCUGGCUAGGAGAGCACGCCGAGCUUUAAAAGGACUGGUUAGGCUUCAAGCCCUUGUAAGGGGUCACAUUGUGAGAAAGCAAGCUGCCAUAACACUCCGGUGUAUGCAAGCUUUGGUCAGGGUACAAGCCCGUGUCAGAGCAAGGCGAGUUCGUGUGGCUUUGGAAAAUCAGACUGAUGAUCAACAAGAUAAUGUCGAAGAGCAAACAGACGAGGCUUAUGUUCGAGAAAUUGAGGAUGGGUGGUGUGAUAGUAUAGGGUCUGUGGAAGAUAUCCAAGCGAAAUUGUUGAAGAGGCAGGAAGCAGCAGCCAAGCGUGAGCGAGCCAUGGCCUAUGCCCUUUCUCACCAGUGGCAAGCAGGUUCAAGGCAAAAUGCGGCCAUCACAUCAUCUGCACUAGACAAGAACAGCUGGAGCUGGAAUUGGCUGGAGAGAUGGAUGGCUGUUCGUCCUUGGGAGAGCCGGUUCCUAGGAACUUACACAGCAGAUGGAAUCGCUAUUGAUACUGGAGUACGACAUGCCGAGGCAAAUGCAGCCAAGGUACCAUACAGGAAACCUGUGAAAAAGCAGGCUUCGACACUUCACUCAAACACGUUGAACCCGAAGGCCUGCAUGCCAAACUCAGAGGGCGGCGGCUCCUCGUCCAACCCAUCUGGUGGUUCAGCGUUAGCUAAACCGAAACGGAAGAUGCCAUCCAAAGAAGCUUCCGAUGAAGUCACGUCUCGUCCUUCGGGACUUGGUACCCGGUGCAGUAGUAAUCCCAAGGAGAGGACUGGGCAUUUACAUUCCCGGGCCAACAAGAGGUUCUCCUUGCCUGUGACCGGUAUAGAAGUUGGCAAACGCCUGACAAAUAAACCUGCCACAUCUGCUGGUGGAUACAUGGUAGCUUUCGCCGGGAGGAAAUACGCAGCAAGAUCGCUUCCCGUUUUCGUUAGCAACAGCUCAUACUCAGUAACUGCAUUUACCCUGGUCUUCGAGUUCCAGAAAGGCAUCCUCCAGAACCUGUUCUGGAAGGCCGACGGCUGCUCGUCGUGCUCCGGUGAUUCAAACUUCGCGUGCGUGGACGAGAGCUGCGCGAUCAAGACGUCGAGCUGCAGAGGUAGGGGGAACGGGCAGGUGGACUGCAGCCCCGGGAUACAGCUCGCCUUCUCUGGCACCGACAAGCACGAGGAUGUGUUCAACUCGUGGUACGAGGUGUCGAAGCUGAAGCAGUACUCCCUCUUCGGGCUCUUCUCCAACCUCAAGGACUCCCUCGCGGGACAGUUCAGCCAAUUCUUCUAGCUUUUGGGUGAUCUCCCCGGUCAUCUUCCUCUUCGUACAGCUUCUCAAGGCAGUCACCGUUUUGUCCAUGUAGUAUAUCGAUUAUCAGCUGCUGCAUACACCAGUUAAUCAAAUCCCUUGUAUAUCAGUAUAUGUAUUAUCGGCAGCUAUAUACACUCGUUAAUUGUUGUGUGUACAAUAUGAGGCAAUGUAAGUUAUGCUUAUACU
Molecule: messenger RNA, 2079 nt
Organism: Lolium perenne
Lineage: Eukaryota; Viridiplantae; Streptophyta; Magnoliopsida; Poales; Poaceae
Product: protein IQ-DOMAIN 5
Source: RefSeq, a predicted model, not a curated record